AUAUUCACUUUUUUUUUCCUCCCUUCUUCUGCUGCUGUUUAGUGGUGCUCCAUUUGCAAAGUUUGACACUUGAUCUAAUGAUCAUCUCCGAUCCAUCCUCCACCUAACCCUAAAUUCCUCCUCAUCCUCGAUUCUUCCAUCUUUUUCUCCGUUUCUUGAUUGAUCCGAGUGAAAUUCUCAACCUUUGUUUCUGAAUUUUGAUUGCUCCUGAGCUGUACAAUUUGGUGUCCGGCUGAGCUUGCUGUCGCCGUCGCCGGCGCCGGCUAUGGUGCGCGAGUUCUUGGCUGUGGUGGCGCGCGCGGCGCUGCAGUGGGCGCUGUCGUCGCUGCUGCUCGCCAACGGCGCCGCCUUCUGCCUCAUCGCCGCCGCGGCCUCGUGGCUACGCCUCCCCCCGCCGUGCCUCCUCUGCGCCGGCGUCCACCGGCUGCUCUGCUCCGCCUCCGCCUCCUCCGACGCGCACAGCCAAGAACGCGCCGCCUUCCGACGCCUCCUGUGCGACGCGCACGUCGCCGCCAUCGCCGCAGCGGCGACGCCGGAGCCGGAGAAGAAGCAGGAGCAGGAGCAGCAGCAGCAGAGGACGCGCUCUGCUUCUGAGCAGAUUGAGGAGGAGAAGAGAGACGGAGCAGAGGCUGAAAAUUCAGACAAACAUGGAGGAAUGGAGGCUCACCGCCGCGUCGUCUCCAUCGGCAGCGAGAUCUGCGAGCGAGACCACGUCGGCGACCAGCGCUCCGCCGGUGACGAUGCAGACGGCGACGGCGAAGACCCUUACGUGUCCCUCUUCGAGCUCGCGCCCAUCGUGGCGCGCGCGCCGCCGCGGGACGACGGGCAAGAAUCGCUCGACGACCUGCCGGCCGAGCUGCGGCGCGACGGCGCGCCGCUGACCGUGGGCGGGCUCGUCGCGGCGCUCCGGGCGCAGCGGCGGGAGCUGGAGGCGGUGCGCGCGGAGCUCGACGGCGAGCGGCGCGCGGGCGCGGAGGCGGCGGAGUACCAGCGGCAGCUGGAGGAGCAGGGGGAGUUCGACCGCGAGGCGGUGCGGCUCGCCAUGCAGCUCGUCCACGAGGCCGAGACGGAGAAGCACGGCCUGCAGCGGCAGCUCGACGCGUGCAGGGUCAAGGCCCAGCUCUACGAGGCCGCCGCCGCCGCCAUGGACCACGCCACCUCGCCCUUGCCGGCGGUGACGCGGCACGACGACGCGGAUCAGCAGGCGCCGGCCGGCGUGGAGACGAGCGGCGACGGCAGCAACAACAACUACCAGUCGCUGGUGGACUUCUUGCCCGGGUCGGUGUUCUCCUCCUCGCCGGACCUGGCCAACCUGCUCAAGCUCUACACCGAGGGCAAUGGCGGCCGUCGUCACAGGGACGGCCUGAUCGACGGCACGGCGCCGGCUGUCCCUGUGGUCGGCGAGGAGGAGGAAGAAGAAGAGGAGGAGGAGGAGGAAGUCGACGCCGUGGCCAUCAAUGGCCAGGGUCCGGAUGCGAAUGGUGAGACUGCCGCCACCAUCACCAUUGCCGGUGAUCCUUCGCCGGAAAGAAGUCAUGAUGACCUCGAAUCCUCCGAAGUCUCACCCGUGCGAUGAAUUAGGGAUCUUCAGACGAACAGAAAUUGUAUGUAAUGUAAAUUUCAAUUUCAGCGUAAAUGCCAUUUUUUUUCUUUUCAUUUUCUCCCAUCAUUCCAUAUAUAGAGCUUGAAAGUGUGUCAUGAAGAAAUGGUGCGUUUCAGUGCUUGUGUUUAGUUCUUUUAUUAUCAGUUGACAGCUAUACCAUUCAUCA
Molecule: messenger RNA, 1769 nt
Organism: Oryza brachyantha (malo sina)
Lineage: Eukaryota; Viridiplantae; Streptophyta; Magnoliopsida; Poales; Poaceae
Product: myosin-binding protein 2-like
Exons: 2
Coding region: 266-1576 (436 amino acids)
Molecular function (GO): myosin binding
Source: RefSeq, a predicted model, not a curated record